Molecule: messenger RNA, 2359 nt
Organism: Mycena citricolor
Lineage: Eukaryota; Fungi; Basidiomycota; Agaricomycetes; Agaricales; Mycenaceae
Source: the annotation of a GenBank genome assembly
GUUUCGUAUACGUCCAAAUUCGAUCUCCAUGUGGACCUUUUCAUCCAUCAAUGUCAUCGAGACGUGUUCAACGGACGUGGAGCCGUGGACUCGUGGACUGAGCACAGCGGACAUCCCAGACUAUAUCAAUCCGCGAAGCAACGUCAUCUCUCCUUUUAGAAUGAUGUGAAACGUCGUUUCAUGUCAGCGGGCUCGAACGGUCCGUUGUCCUUGCGGCUCUCGCCUAUUCUCACUAAGCAUCCACCAAUUCCCGGUCAUGCUAUCCUCAGACGCUCUUCUCGCGCUACCCAAGAUUGACAAGGAUCAGUACCUCCAAACAUUUGUCCGUGUUCAGCGUUAUCACGCCAAGUUCUAUGCUCGCGAGGGUGGCCUGGCCUCAGACUCUCCCACACGACAAGACCGAUCUCAUGAUCAAGCAGCCCAUGAUCAUCUUACCACCCCAAUUCUGGUCUCUCACAAGGCUCGCCGCAGCAACUCAAAGAAGUCUCAACAAGAAAUUGAGUCGAAAGGGGACACUGGGGUUCCCAUAGACAAACAGCGGGAGAAGCAUCGGGAACGGAUAUCUCAACGAAAACCGACCGAAUCCCCCAAAAACAGAAAACGCCCACUAGAUCCAGAUCCGGAUUCCGACCAGGACGAGGCUGAGCGUCUUGCUGCACGGCGCGAACGCAAACGAGCUAAGAAGGCUGCUACGCAGCCUAAAGUGAAUAGCCCUAUUCGACACAACUCUAAGGCAAAUAAAGGCAAGGCCAAGAAACCCAAGGUGCCGUCAGGGUUCGCGUUAAUGCACGGGUUUUUGGCCACGAAUGUUGGCAAGAAUCGUCUCACCGUUCGCCACACAUCCAUUUUGAAAGGCAAAGCUUCGGCAAAGGCGACCGCCGUCCCCGGCCACAAACCCAAAGACCGCACUCGAAAGCAUUUCUCCGAAAACAACUUUUUAAACAAGACGAAGCCUGCCGAAGAAACCGCAUCUGAAAGCGAUGGUGACGAUGGAACUCAAUCUUCUGCCACCUCGGUAUCGCAAACUCAGCUCAAGACGACCGCUCCCAACAAGCAUAGCAAGACCUUCCAAGAAGAUGGCAGCAAGUCGGAGGAAUGCGUAUCAACAGUCUGGGAUAUCGAAUCCCAUGCAUCGGACAAGCGGAGGAUGUUGACAGCCAAGGAUAAGAAGGAAGAACUGAUCCCUGUGGUCGAUGAGGCUAGCUGCCUGCCCGGGUCUGUUAUCAUCAAUGCACGUCUUCCAAGCUGGAAUCACAAGCUCAACACCAGAAAUGAAUUCCAGACCUUGAAUGAUAACUCUGCCGCAAAAACUUUUCCUGCGCUUCCAUCAAGUCCAUCUUUGCGUCCGUCAGAAUCUGCUUCUCAGCUAGGCAAUGCCACCCUCAAGAUACCCACGGCACCCAACAAAACGUCUUCCCAGUAUUUCCCCGAGGUCGCUGUUGCCAUAACUCCACCGCUACCGCACACGGCUGUUUCUCCCGAAUCUCCCUCGCUGUUCCAACAUGCCGCUUUGCCUGCUUUGAAUGAUAUCACUUCGCAAGGCAACUCUCAAUCGUCUCUUCCCCGCGAGUCAUGCAAGAAGGCUCGCGCUGCCACCGCUGUUCUGCCAGUGCGGCCGAAUGACUUCGUGAAGCGCUUCACGUAUCACCUAUCUCAGAGUCAGAAUCACAAACUCUUUGAAGACCCAUCAGGAGAAUCGCAGCAGCCCCUGCCUCUUUCGGAUGACCUCUAUUCGUCUGAGAUUCUCUAUCCCGCACCGCAGGACCAUCCUGCUUACAACUAUGAACCAGAAGAACUAUAUCUCCAAGCUGAUGCGCACCCAGAAUAUCUGCAUGAUGCCGGCGCGGAGAUCCAAUUCCCUGGAGAAAUCUGUAUGCAAGAGGACACCGAAUUUGAUGAAAUCCAAGUUUGUGGGGACUACGAUACCGACCAGGCUUAUCCUGAUCAGGCAGCCCCCGAUCAACAAGCGUGGAUUGACUUCUAUCAGAGCGGUGAAACUCAGGACUGGGACGGUCUGCACCCUGAGAACGUCGUCGCUGACAUGCAAGUCGAUGAGAGUGGCGAGAUCGAUGAGCUUGAAGACUCGGUAAUCGAUUGCUCCCCUGUCUUUUCGCAAGGCCGUGCUCUCUUACUCGGAUUUUCGGAACAAGAUGUCCCUGUCAGCACUCAUCAGGCGCCGUCUCUGUCGAUCCAUCUAUCUCACGCGGAAGUUGACGUCGUCAAGGCGUUGCGGAAUCACUGGUUUCCUCAGAAAUUUUAGGGACACAUCCCGUGCCCAGUAAUUAUUGUAUUUCCUCAACGAGUGUAUCCUGUCGUAGUGAUAAUCAGUUUGCCUUCCAGUCUACUUCGGUCUUUGCCG